Colossoma macropomum (tambaqui) is the source of this 2948-nucleotide messenger RNA. Its product is annotated as receptor-type tyrosine-protein phosphatase beta-like. The coding region runs from base 411 to 1571 and encodes 386 amino acids. The transcript is spliced from 12 exons. Gene Ontology annotation, molecular function: protein tyrosine phosphatase activity. The record is from RefSeq and is a predicted model, not a curated record. Gene Ontology annotation, biological process: protein dephosphorylation. NCBI's taxonomy places the organism in Eukaryota, Metazoa, Chordata, Actinopteri, Characiformes, Serrasalmidae.
GAGAGAGAGAAUGAGAGAGAGAGAGAGAGAGAGGGGAGAGAGAGAGAGAGAGAGAGAGAGAGAGAGAGAGAGAUGGGUGCUGUGUUCACUUCACUUCAUUGGUCAAACAGGAUAAACCGGUAGGAGAAAUCCUCACUCAGACGCCUUCCUCCUCCACGCGUAAACAUACACACACUGUGACAAGUAUCAUUUCUUGGCUGCUGAAUGAGGAUUUCUGUGGGCAGAAUGAGAUAUCACAUCCGUGGAUCCUGUCACCACCACUGUGAAGAAAUCUGAGUUGUGAUCACGAUGUCAAGAGGAUAGGAAUUCAAGAGGAAUCCAAGCUUUUGGGCUGCAUCCAGGGCUUCUAAGAAGUGAUAGUGUAACACCAAGAGUGAAAACAGCCAGAGCCAAGUAGAAGAUACUCUACAAUGAGGAUAAGGACAUAUUCAAAAGCGCACAUUCUGCAGAAGUUCCAUGCGCACUGUCAGUCUCUCGCAGCCAACAACAAUGCAGGAUAUCGAAGGGAAUUUGAGGAGCUGAAUGACACUGGGCAAGGCCUCACAUGCAGGGCUGGAGAGCUGGAACCCAAUAAAGAAAAAAACAGAUACCCCUUCAUCUUGCCCUAUGAUCACUGCAGGGUUAAGCUGUCUCUGCUGGAUUCUCAGCCGCACUCAGAUUACAUCAACGCUAACUAUGUGCCUGGUGGCUGUUCAGAACGUGACUUCAUCUGUACCCAGGCCCCUUUGCAGUCAACCAUAGCAGAUUUCUGGCGGAUGGUCUGGGAGCAAAAUGUGCAGGUCAUCGUCAUGGUGACAGCACUGAAAGAAAGUGGCAAGAUGUUGUGUAGCCAGUACUGGCCUCCUGAAAGAGGCACAGGCUGUUAUGGCGCAGUUCAAGUAACCACCAUUUCCUGUCACCGUGGCCCGGACUGCUACAUCACCACCAUCCACCUACGUCAGCAUGGCUGUCCCACAGAGCGGCGCAUAACACAUUAUCAUUACCCUGGCUGGCCGGAUCGAGGAGUUCCAAGAGACCCCACCUCUCUCUGUGCCUUCGCUGAGCACAUCAGGAAACACCUAGAAAACACACCAAACAUAGGGCACACAGUGGUGCACUGCAGUGCAGGAGUGGGCCGCUCUGGAACAUUUGUGGCAUUGCUCUGGUUGAUGCAGCUCUGUAGGCGGGGCAUUUUUCCUGAAGUACGCCUGGCUGUCCAGGACCUGCGCAAACAUCGAGUGAUGAUGGUGCAAAACCUGGAACAAUACAUACUUGUGCAUCAGUGUCUUCUUCACUGGCUGGGUGAGGACAUGCUUAGACCAAGUACCCAGAGUGCUCCUGUACCACUCCGAACAACACCGUCCCAAAAGACCAGGCAAUCCAGAAGAGAACGGAGGAGCCGAAGCAGACCACCUGACCACACACAGCGGGCUGAGUCCAUGCACUCCUCUGAGCAAGUCUCACACACACAGCCAACUCAGCAGAGGGCAUGGCGGGCCAUACAGACCACACUGCAGACGAUCCACCCUGGUAAACUCCUGCGGAGGAUACUGCCCACAACACAAAACUCACCACAGGACACACAGCUGUAGCCCAGUGACACACAGUGAGGACUGAUCCAGGAUCAGCAUCUUCAUCCUUCAACGUAUUUAGCUAGUUAAACUUUACACAUGCACCAAUAUUAAAUAAUAAUACAGUGAAAUUCAAUACAUGUGAUACUGUCGUCAAUAACAUGCUGAAAUACUGUCACUGCAUUUAAGUCAGAUUGCAGUUUCAUCAGAGAUUUUUUUAGAUAUGCAGAGUAGCUCUGGUUUCACAUGGUCCUACUACACCAGGGGUCACCAAUCUUAUUCAUAAAGCCCGGUGUAUCUUUAUUCCACUUGUUUAAUCAGUUAGUCUCAUUCUUCAGACAACUGAUAAGUUAUCUAAGGUGUGCUCCUGUUUGGCUAGAAUGAAAAAAACCUGCGGCCACACGCUGUCAUUUGAUGUUUGUAGAGCUGUUUUAAUGUUGUUAGUUUGAUCACCCUCACAGCUCCAAGUAAAAGCUGCAAUGCUCCUUUCAUGCUUCAUUUGGUAACUAGGGUAGGGUCUACCACCUGACCUGAAAAGAAAAAAAAACCAAGGGGAAACCAAAUACGUGAUGUGAUACCCUUUAAGACUAUAUUCAAGCACAAGGACAAAUCUAACUCCAAAAAAGUUGGGGCAGUAUAUGAAAGGUAAAUAAAACCAGAAAGCAAAACCCAACUUGACCUGUAUUUAAACAUAAAGACAAAAAAUCUAUGAUUUUAUCAAUUUCAUUACUUCUAAACAUACACUCUUUCUGAAAUUGAUGCCAACAACAUGUUCCAAAACAUUUGGACAGGGGCAAUUUAACACUAGGGACAUAGGUGAUGUAAUCAUGCUUGGGUAUAAAAAGAACCUCUAGGAAAGCCUUAGCGCUUAAUGAGCAAGGAUGGGUCGAUGUUCUCCACUUUGCCAAAAAAUGCAUCAGCAAAUAGUCCAAUCUGUUUAAGAACCACUUUCCUCAACAAGCAUUUGCAAGGACUUUAGGUAUUUCACUCUCUACAGUGCAUUGUAUCAUUAAAUCUCGGUGCAUAAACAGCAAGGUCUGCGUUUGAAGACCCCGAGAGACUCUGCUCUUCGGACAGCCAGUGGGAGUUCAUUCCACCACCUGGGUGCCAGGACUUUUCAAACAAAUACAAUGCAAACUGCGACAACAGAGGCCCCGAACAGUUACGCAACUGAAGACGUGUAUAACUGAGGAACGGCAAAAAAAUCUAAUUUCAAAACUGGAUCAAUUGGUGUGUUUAGUCUCCAAACAUAUAUUAAGCACUGUUAUAAGGACAGGCGAUAUAACACACUGGUGAACGUACUCCUGUCCCAACUUUUUUGGAAUGUGUUGCAGGUAUCAAAUUUACAAUGAGCAUACAUUUACCAAAAAACAAUAUUUCGUGGGUUAUUACAUGAAA